AUGUCUCUCCUCAACCUACCAAACGAGCUUCUAUUUGCUAUUGCAAAAGAGCUCCCCAGAGAAAAGUCGGUCAGUGCACUGGCCCGAACAAAUCGCUUUUUAUUCUCGGCCCUGAACGACUACCUCUAUGCGCACAAUGUUCGGCACCACAAUGCCUCCGCACUCUACUGGGCCGCCAAAAAUGGAAAUACGGUUACCGCUGCAAAUUCGAUCACAAAUGGAGCAGACGUCAAUGCUCAAAAGUCCCAAGCUGUAGCUCUCGCACUGAGAGGCAAGCAGUUAAAAAUGACUUGCUUCCUUCUCGCAAAGGGGGCCGAUCCCAAUUGCACAGACAACAGCGGCGAAAGUCUCCUGUGGUCGGCCUCCCACAUCAGGCUCAUGGGGUUUGUUCAGGCCCUGCUCAACAAUGGAACCGAUCCAAACAUCAGAAACAAUCAAGGCGAGACUGUGCUAUUCCGGGCGGUACGGUUUAGCUACUUACCAAUAGUUCGUCUUCUUAUUGAUUCUCCAAAAGGCGUGGACGUAAAUGCUAUCGACAGGUCUGGCCAGACACCGCUAUAUGAUCUCAUCUCGACGUGGACCAUUACUCGUCGGAGGGUCUUCAGACUCCUUUUGGAACGCGGUGCUAAUGCAGAGCAUGCCGAUAAUGAUGGCACUACACCACUCAUUCACGCUAUACGCUAUUACAAUGAGGAUGCUGUCAGACUAUUGCUUCAGCACCAAGUCAACCUCCAGCAUACGGACAAAAACGGCAAGUCUGCAUUGCAUGUUGCAGUUGAAAAUGGGCGCGCAUUUCUCGUCAUGCUUAUCGUUAGCUACGGUGCAAACAUUGAAGCCAAGAACGCCCAGGGCAGAUCGCCAUUGCAUCUCGCCGUUAGUCGUGACGACCAAGACAUUACUUUAUUCCUUCUUGGCAAAGGUGCUAAUCCCGAAACCAAAGAUUCUGAGCGCCGAACGCCUUUGCAUACUGCAGCUGGAUCUAUAGCUCUCGGUAUGAUUCUACUUGGUAGGGGCGUAAAAGCAUGCGUCCCCGAUAUCCAAGGAAAUACCCCGUUGCAUCUCGCCGCCAAAGCCGGUAAUGAAACUGUUGUUAAACGGCUUCUUGAGCUACGUGCAGAUGCUGGGUAUGUGGACCAUUCUGGCAGAACUCCGUUGCACAUGGCAGCUGCGGCCGGGAGUGAACCAAUCAUCGAACUUCUCCUCCGCCAUGGUGCACACUCGAAUCCUAAGGAUAUCAGUGGCUUAACCCCAUCGGAUUAUGCGCCAGUCGGAACUCAUCAGUCAGUCAAAGAUUUUAUUGCCAAAAGGCGGCAGAGAACCUGA
This is a messenger RNA of Penicillium lagena, 1323 nucleotides long. RefSeq names its product ankyrin repeat domain-containing protein. Bases 1 to 1323 code for a protein of 440 amino acids. The transcript has a single exon. The record is from RefSeq and is a predicted model, not a curated record. Lineage: Eukaryota; Fungi; Ascomycota; Eurotiomycetes; Eurotiales; Aspergillaceae. Gene Ontology annotation, molecular function: protein binding.